Messenger RNA from Amyelois transitella, 2110 nucleotides. RefSeq lists its product as uncharacterized. The record is from RefSeq and is a predicted model, not a curated record. Lineage: Eukaryota; Metazoa; Arthropoda; Insecta; Lepidoptera; Pyralidae. Bases 15 to 1484 code for a protein of 489 amino acids. The transcript has a single exon.
GGUCUACCCUCAUCAUGGACGAUGAUAAUUCUGUAGAUGAGAGUGACAAAAGUGAUUCAGACAUAAUAAAGGAGUGCGAAAUACAAAUGAACCAAAUUCUUGACAGCAGAUUAGAAAAAUUUUCGGAGUUGGAAAAAAAUGAAAUUAGGUUAGAAAAAAGGAAAAAAUGUGACGAUGAUACGAAUAGUGAAGAAGGAUUUGUUGAAGUCAGUAGAAGGAAAAAACGUCUGCUGAGAAGUUUUUCCAAUAAUAUAGCAGGGGGAAAUUUAACUAGAUCUGACGAGAUAACGAAAUUUGAAGUUUGUAUAACCUCCAAAAAAGAAUUACCAAAACAAAUGGCUUUAGCGAAAUUAUUACGUAAUGAAAAUAUAUGUAAUGUCAACCGGAUAAAAUAUAAAUCACCUUUUAAAGUUUUUAUUUGCUUUGAGAAAGAUACAGACGCUACGAAGUUGAUCGAAAAUGAAAAUUUUAAAAAACUCGAGUAUAAUUGUCGGAAAACUUUAGAAUCCAAUAUAGUAUAUGGAAUAAUAAGGGGUGUAGACUUAGAAUUUUCAGAAGAAGAAAUAUUUGGAAUUUUGCGAAGCGAUAUUAAAAUAUUAGCUGUUAAAAGACUUAAACGUUUAGACUAUAGCGGGAAAUGGGUAGAAAGUGAAAGUGUCAGGAUAUGUUUUGAAGGCAAAUCACUACCCAUAUAUGUGACCGCAUUUGAUUGCAAUUUCAAUGUUGAAAAUUAUAUUUUUCCUGUAACGCAAUGCUCGGGGUGCUGGAAAUUUGGUCAUAUGAUCAAAGUAUGCCCGAUUAAGAAAAUAUUAUGUCCAAAGUGUGGAAGUACAGAACACAAUAAUUGCGACUUAAAAACUUUCAAAUGCCUUAACUGCAAAGGUCUACAUCUGGUUUUAGAUAGAUCUUGCCCAAUUUAUCGUAAAGAAAAAGAAAUACGUCUUGUUAUGAGCAAAGAUAAUGUUCCAUAUAAAAUAGCUCUUGAGUUAGUCAUGGAUAAUAGUCAAAAAGAAAAUUCGCUAAGACCCACUCAACCAUUAGAGAUAACAUCCAAUCUAACUGAAGCUACUUAUCAGCCGACAUAUAGUCAAGUUGUGGCGCGUGCACACAUCCAUAGAGAGGAAAAUAUGGGAAACAAACUAGAUAGAAACAUAGAAAAUAGUCAGAAAAAGGCAAAAACAAAGAAAUCGAGGAAAUAUAAAAUCAAUGAAAACCAAGUUGAGAGUCUCGGAGAAAAUACAAUGGAAGAAGAGGAACACAGUUCAUCUGAUAUUGAAGAACAUAAAAAAAGAAGAUUUGAUUUGAAGAAACUGUUAGCCAAUGUAUUUAAUAUAUGGAGGUCAAUGAAUAGUUCUAUUGAGAAGAAAAUAAGUGCAGUGAUUGUGGCAAUUUUUGAAGAAGUGAAAGUAUUUGUGAGUGAUUUCUUUUCGGGAAGAAAAAUUUUAGAGACAAUUUUAGAACUCUUUAACAUUAGUAAUGGUUAAUACUAGUACAAAUAAUAUUCGCAUAAAUAUUUUGCAAUGGAAUGCGCAGAGUUUAAAACCAAAAUUAGUUAGUUUUCAAGAACUCCUCCUAAAGGAAAAUAUUCAUGUAGCUGUAUUGAGUGAGACUUGGUUAAAUUCAGAAGAUAAUGUACGUAUAAGAGAUUAUAAUAUAUACAGGAAAGAUAGGAAUGAUUCCUAUGGUGGGGUAGCAAUAAUAGUACAUAAGUCUAUUAGAAGUGAACUUAAAACGCUACACUUGCAUAACUCAGACAUAGAAAUUAUAGGCGUUUUUCUAUAUAAUUGUCAGUAUGUAAAAAACAUUAUCUCAGUGUAUUGUCCAUCAUCAACUAGUACACAGUCAUCUGACUGGGAUGAACUUUUCGCCCUUUUCCCAAAAAAUACGCUGAUAUGUGGUGACUUUAAUGGCCAUUCUAGGAACUGGUCGUCUAGAUCAGACUCUAGGGGUAGUCAACUUUUAGACUCUUCUUUGGAAAAUGAUUAUAGUUUUUUGAACAAUGGCUCACAAACUCGAGUUAAAUUAGUUAAUGGGAACCUCCAACAGACAUCACCAGACAUAUCAUUUAUUUCUAAUGACAUUGUAUUAAGCUUUGACUGGCAUGUUAUUA